Syngnathus acus (greater pipefish) is the source of this 1610-nucleotide messenger RNA. RefSeq names its product Tu translation elongation factor, mitochondrial (gene tufm). Gene Ontology annotation, molecular function: GTPase activity; translation elongation factor activity; GTP binding. Gene Ontology annotation, biological process: mitochondrial translational elongation. NCBI's taxonomy places the organism in Eukaryota, Metazoa, Chordata, Actinopteri, Syngnathiformes, Syngnathidae. The coding region runs from base 33 to 1370 and encodes 445 amino acids. The record is from RefSeq and is a predicted model, not a curated record. The transcript is spliced from 10 exons. Gene Ontology annotation, cellular component: mitochondrion.
CUUGUUUGUCUUUGGUUUUCUGAGUGUUCAAGAUGGCCGCGCUUUUGGGACUGCGUGCGUGUGUCUCCGCUCUUCAUCUGACCACACCAAGCCUGGUGCAGAGCAGCUUUAAGCUCUGUGCUGUGCCUCUAAGUCGGCGGACCUUCGCUGCAGAGGCUAAGAAGUCUUACACUAGAGAAAAGCCUCACGUCAAUGUAGGGACCAUCGGGCAUGUUGAUCAUGGCAAGACCACCUUGACUGCAGCUAUCACAAAGGUACUUGCUGAUGCCGGCGGUGCAAACUUUAAAAAGUAUGAGGAGAUUGACAACGCCCCUGAGGAGAAGGCCCGAGGAAUCACCAUCAACGCCUCUCAUGUUGAAUAUACAACAGCCAACAGACAUUAUGCCCACACAGACUGCCCUGGUCAUGCUGACUAUGUCAAGAAUAUGAUCACAGGUACUGCUCAGAUGGACGGCUGCAUCCUGGUGGUGGCGGCCACCGAUGGUCAGAUGCCUCAAACGCGGGAGCACCUGCUACUGGCGAGGCAGAUCGGCGUUGAGCACGUGGUAGUGUUCAUCAACAAGGCGGACGCGGUGGAUGAUAAAGAAAUGUUGGAGCUGGUGGAAAUCGAGAUCCGUGAGCUUCUCACCGAAUUUGGCUAUGACGGCGACAACACGCCUGUUGUGAUAGGCUCUGCUCUCUGUGCUCUGGAGGGUCGUGAGCCGGAGCUUGGCAUCAGUGCAAUCCUGAAACUGCUGGACAUUGUGGAUUCAUAUGUUCCGUUGCCCAAAAGAGAACUGGAAAAGCCCUUCCUUCUCCCUAUUGAAGGAGUUUAUUCAAUCCCAGGCAGGGGGACAGUGGUGACCGGCACCAUGGAGAGGGGCAUCAUCAAGAAAGGGGACGACUGUGAGUUUGUGGGUCACAAUCGCAGCGCCAAAUCUGUGGUUACAGGUAUUGAGAUGUUCCAUAAAUCCCUGGAUAGGGCCGAGGCCGGAGACAAUCUGGGUGCUCUUGUCCGAGGCCUGAAGAGGGAGGAUGUGAGGAGAGGGAUGGUGAUGUGCAAGCCGGGAGCCAUAAAGCCUCACCAGAAAAUCCAGGCUCAGGUUUACAUUCUGAGUAAAGAGGAGGGAGGUCGACACAAACCCUUUGUCACCAACUUCAUGCCUGUCAUGUUCUCCCUGACGUGGGACAUGGCCUGCAGAGUCACUCUGCCCACUGACAAGGAAAUGGUGAUGCCAGGCGAGGACACCACCUUGACGCUUACGCUUAGGCAACCAAUGGUCCUGGAGAAAGGUCAGAGGUUCACGCUCAGAGAUGGCAACAAAACCAUCGGCACCGGCCUGGUGACAGACAUCCUGACGGUGACAGAGGAAGAUCAAUUCGGCUUAUAAGAAAGUGUGUGGGGAACCGGGGUGGGUUGGGGGAGUAUGGCAGGGUUGUAAGGGCAGGUGGUCGCAUAAAAUACCUUAACCUUACAAAGUUGCAAAUACACAGGAUAGAUUACACACAGCAUCAUCCAAUAUGUUGCGAUAUUCCAGUCAACCAAAAUAUUUGUAAAGUUAAGCAACUGUGGUUAUGGUAAAGCACCAGACUACUUCAUGAUCUUUAUGUAAUAAAAUGUAUUUAAUAAC